Molecule: messenger RNA, 513 nt
Organism: Anisakis simplex (herring worm)
Lineage: Eukaryota; Metazoa; Nematoda; Chromadorea; Rhabditida; Anisakidae
Source: the annotation of a GenBank genome assembly
CUGAGUAUGCCUUCCCGUGUGGUGGGAAUAUUGCCGGGUAAUGUUUGGUGCGUAUUACUGAUUGUUGCCGUUCAACUUCACCCAACAGCUGGGCAAAUGAAUAGCUUUGAGCAACUCUUCCCGGUGUUCUCGUCGAUGUUGGAGCACAGCAUGCAACCGAUCGAGACGCAGCAAUAUGCUGGUGGUGGCCACCAGUCCAAAUCCGGUGCUGUGGCUGUGCCUGAUGAUGGCUCAUCGUCGCAAUCCCUUUGGCCGACACGAUUUGGACACAGCCAACGACAAUUUUUGAAUGCUGAGAGUCGACUGAAGAAAUGCUGCGCGAAACUGGAUCAUGCAGAUAGUUUUUGUAAGGCGAAUUAUUGCGGAUUCGAUGCACUCAGCUCGAAUACGAUACACGACGGAACGAGCAUACCCGAAUCAGUAAGCACUAAAAUACCCGAUAGAACUAGAAUACCCGACCAGUACCCUCAGAAAUACCCGAUAGAACCAGGAUACCCGGCCGGUAUCCUCUAA